CUAACUCUGUCCAGUGCGGCAUUAGCUCCUGAUGGCCCUGUUGCUGCUGUUGAUCAACAAGACGAGCACAGCAAACACGACAUUGAAACUGCAAAAGCUGUUGAGAAGCGGGCACGGCGGUUUGGUAUGUUACUUGGAAAGCAGGUCGCUACGCUUCUAGCAUCAGCCAAGAAAGGAAAAGCAGCCCAAAAUGACCAGCAGGAAGGAUCCUUUGGUUCCAGAGGCUUGCAUUCAGACUCAAGAAGUGCUGGUGAACAAUUCCAAAAACAAGAACAUGGCCAUAUCAAUAAUAUGGACCACAACAACUUUCACUUUUAUCCCGCAUACCAAGACGAGAAACUGGGUACCCUCAAACAUCAACCACUCACCGGUGAUGUCGAAUUUUCGUUGUCAGAAUUGUGCAGUGUCAUGCACUCAUUGGGCAGACUCCGUAUUCGAUCGAAAGUGCUGCUGUAUCUGGUUGCGCGAAGACUAACCGAACAAAAAACGUGGCAAUUAUUGAAAAAGCUCGACUCUGUCGCAAUCUUGAGACUCGUGUCUGGACUCGCGAAGCUCUACGCUCGCACUGGUACAACGAUAACGAAUAGCAAUGAUAAGGCAAGUACUUUCAUUGCUGGAAGAAGCGGAAGGUCCGCCCCAAAAUCAGCUGCUUUGCAAGAGUCUGAUCUUCAUCUCGGGUCAUCGGAGGAAGAUAGCGUAGUCCGGAAGCUGCUGUUAGCUGUGGUGAAGCCAUGGGUGCGUAAGUAUAGUACGGAAUUAUCAGAACCCCAGAUGGCCGCGCUCAGUAGGGCUUUGUUGCAACUACAUGCGUUUGAUGAUGUGCUUGUUGCUGGUAGUGACAGUGGGAGUCUCUCGAGGGCUAGUUCUUCUUCUUCGGGAAGCAGCGCUUUUUCUUCUACAAGAACCUCGAAACGGCAACACUCUAAAGCCGUUGGUUCAGUAGAAGAGGGGAAAAUGAAAACAACUACCGCCAGUAACAGAGAAGGGGCACCACAAGAGGAAGAGACAAUGUCAGGGUCUGCAAGUAGUGGCAUGUAAAUCUAUACUAAGUAAAGAUUGAUACGGACUACUUCAACGUCAAGAAUGAAUCAUUGAGUGAAACACAGGGACUAGUACUGUGAAAUAUAUGAAAGAGUAGUCCUCUUUCUUUUUAGAGUGUGAAGGUGCAACAUAAAGUACAAGGUAACAACAUCAACGUGUAGAAAGACGCUUUUAACUACCAGGACACGCUCUGAAAUGUUGAAGUUUGCAACCACUGCGCGAUUAUAUGAUACUUACUUGCUGCGAUUUUACGCUUCAGGAAG
This is a messenger RNA of Amoebophrya sp. A25, 1304 nucleotides long. NCBI's taxonomy places the organism in Eukaryota, Dinophyceae, Syndiniales, Amoebophryaceae. The record is from the annotation of a GenBank genome assembly.